UGCAAAGACGAUUUCCUCUUCCGCCUGAGCUCUGUCAUAGAUCGAUCUCCAGCAAUGUCUUCCACCCACCGACCUUCAUCCCGGAGGAGGGUGGAGCCAGCCAAGAGCUCCACCCACAACUACAUCACACAGGAGAAGUCUGAGGAUAAGAGUGACACCGACCAGGAACCAACCAAUUCCCACACAGAUUUCUCCACCAUGUCCUUCGAGGAUCUCCUCCAUCUACAGAACACAGUGGGGAGGAAAGCUUUCUACAGAUCCAUGGGGGAGCCUCAGAAGACGAUGGAGGGAGAGAAGCCCAAGAGGACGGGACCGUUAGAGUUGUCCUCGAAGAACCCCGCCCCUUUCCUGCGGAAGGUGAUUUCCUCCAAGAAGACGAUGCGGAGAGACCCUCGAUUUGAUGACCUGUCCGGGGAAUUCAAGCCGGAAGUGUUUUUGAAUACGUACAAAUUCCUGGAUGACCUCAAGAAGAAGGAGAAAGAGGUUGUCCAAACGAAGCUGAAGAAGGCUCGAGACCCAGAACUGAGGGAGAAGCUGCAGAAGCUGAUCCGCAAGAUGGAUCAGCAGGAAGAAGCUUCACAGAAACAAGAGAAGCUGAGAGAGAGACAGCUGGAGUACAAGAGGCAAAUGCGAGAGGAUGCCCGCCAGGGAAAGAAACCAUUUUAUCUGAAGAAGGGUGACAUUCGGAAGGUGGAGAUGGCGGAUAAAUAUCGAGAACUGAAGAGGAAAGGAAAACUGGAGCAUUUCCUGAGUAAGAAGAGGAAACGUAAUUCACACAAAGACCGCCGGAAACUUCCCAACCAGUGA
This is a messenger RNA of Staurois parvus, 807 nucleotides long. The record is from the annotation of a GenBank genome assembly. Lineage: Eukaryota; Metazoa; Chordata; Amphibia; Anura; Ranidae.